Molecule: messenger RNA, 1802 nt
Organism: Ostrinia furnacalis (Asian corn borer)
Lineage: Eukaryota; Metazoa; Arthropoda; Insecta; Lepidoptera; Crambidae
Product: zwei Ig domain protein zig-8-like
Exons: 10
Coding region: 381-1232 (283 amino acids)
Biological process (GO): synapse organization
Cellular component (GO): neuron projection membrane
Source: RefSeq, a predicted model, not a curated record
UUAUAAUUUGAUUGCAUGCAUGUAAUAAUUUUGAUUUUGUAUUAUGAUUCCAAAAUAAUUCUCUGUAUUAUUAAAAUAAGCUCAGUUAUAAAAGAAGUCGCUAAACUAAGGAGGGACUGUGUAGUCCGCGUGGGCUUGCGAGUUGCGUCAGCGUGCGUAGUGGGGGUGUAGUGGGGAGGCUGCCUUAGUAGCAAAUCAAAGCCCGGUCGUGCAGUUGUGCUCGAGACGUCGCGCUGAACGUAGCUCGCAAUUCUACGUACUCCGUCACAUUAAGAGCAGAACCAUCUAUUAUGACUUAGGUUCAAAUCAAAUGGACGUAACGGUGCAGCGUACGAGUAGCGGAGUAUGAGAGAGAUUAUGCAUGGUCACAUGAUCUAAGCAUGUCGACAGCGAUUCUCUUAGGGGCCGGCGUGCUGGCACUCGUCACGAGAACAGGGUGCACAGACAACGCGAAUGGCCUCGGCACAGACGGAGUCCCAGAGCUGGACUACACAGACAUGGAUUUGGGACUGGCCCACCGGGGGCCUCAUUUCGACCUGGCGUAUUCCAAAAAUGUGACGGCCUUGGUCGGGAAGACGGCGCAGCUCAACUGUAGAGUGCAUGACUUGGGGAAUAGAACAGUAUCAUGGAUACGGCAUAGAGACAUACACCUGCUUACUUCAGGGAGGAUGACUUACACCUCCGACCAGAGGUUCAUCAGCGUCCACAACCCUCACACGGAGGACUGGAUUCUAAAAAUCCGGUUCCCGCAGCGACGGGACUCCGGUAUCUACGAGUGCCAGGUCGGGACCACGCCACCUAUCGGCCACAAGAUGCACCUGUCAGUCGUCGCAGAACCCCUGACGACGAUCCUGGGCGGUCCAGAGCUGUUCAUCAACACGGGGAGCACCAUCAACCUCACGUGUGUGGUGCAACACUCCCCAGAGCCGCCCCCGACUAUACGGUGGACUCAUAAUGAUGAGGAAAUCAACUACGACUCGCCCCGCGGGGGAGUUUCAGUCAUCACGGAGAAGGGGGAGACGACCACGUCCCAUCUACUGGUGCAGAAGGCCAAGUCACCAGACUCUGGGCGGUACACCUGCGCUCCAGCCAACGCGAACCCUCGCUCGGUGCAGGUCCACGUUUUGAGUGGUGAGCAUCCAGCAGCGAUGCAGCAUGGCGGCCAGCUCCGUCUCCAAUAUCCUCUCUCAGCCGCUCUACUGAGCGUCAUCGUAGCCCUAAUGGGGUGCUAGUAUAUCAGAACGUGAUCUAUAUUUUAUAUUACCCUAGACACUAGUAGCUUGUGAACUUAUAAUAGAGUAAGACGGCAAACAUUGAUCCAUUGGGGUCUAAUCAGGCAAGCUGUAAACAAAAAGGAGACGUAUUUUUAAAGCAUUAAAAUUCCAACCCAACAAAACGCCGCGUAGGUCGUCCACAAGGACAGGUGACCUCAUAAAGGUAGCAGGCAGGCGCUGGAUGCAGGCCGCUACCAACCGGCUGAUCUGGCAAUCAUUGGGGGAGGCCUAUGUUCAGCAAUGGACGUCCUAUGGCUGCACACAUUAAACAUAGGCCGUUCAGCAAUGAAUUUCCUGUGGCUGAAUCCAGUCCAGAACGAAUACAACUGCACUUAUCGUAUAAACUUUCGUAUUUGUGUGAUUUUGUUUGCGAAUUUGCAUUCUAAUUCCUUGUAAAUACGUCUGAAGCUAGAAUAAACAUGCAAACAGCGUGCCGACACACGAAUCGAGAAUCUAUGUUUACGAUAGCUUUCCGCAGUAAGUAAACGUAACAAAAAGUCAACAGGUCUUAUUUUUAGUUUGGGAAAA